CUCACUUCUGGUCCUACACUCAGGGUUUCUCUCUCAUUGAUCCCCUCGAAGUUCAUUCUUUACCAUUCAACAUGUCGGAUUACGGCGGCGACAACGACGCUGAGGAGAACUACGAUUUCGAGCCUCAAGAGGAGGUCUUUGACGAAAACGAGCCCGAGGAUUUCCUUGACCAGGAGGGUCUCGAGGGUGACGAUGGUGUCGAAGGCGAAUCGUACGAACCCGCUGUCAACGGCGAGAAUGUGGUCGUUUCGGGCGACCCCAACGCUGGAUACUCGGGCAAGGUUAUGGAACAGUCGCGCGAAAAGAAGGUUCCCAAUGACAAGCGCACGACCACUCCCUACUUGACCAAGUACGAGCGUGCGCGUGUCCUCGGCACUCGUGCUCUGCAAAUUAGUAUGAAUGCGCCCGUACUCGUCGACCUCGAGGGUGAGACCGAUCCGCUGCAGAUCGCCAUGAAGGAAUUGAACCAAAAGAAGAUCCCUCUGAUCGUGCGCCGGUAUCUUCCUGACGGAUGGUACGAGGACUGGUCUUGCGAGGAGCUGCUUUAGACUGAUACCACCCCUCCUUCCUGGGAUUUUGGGAUUAUUUUUUGUUUUUGGGUGGAUUCAGCAUAGCGUUCGGAGUUUUGGAAGCCUAGAAACCGUGGCUCAGCAGAGAUUCAGAGAAAAAAAAUAGGCGCAAUGCGCCGUGGACAUGGGCACGAAUUGUACAUGAGAUCUACAAAGACCAAAAAAAUAGUAAUGACGGUUUCUACAUUUUGAUC
Molecule: messenger RNA, 763 nt
Organism: Penicillium brasilianum
Lineage: Eukaryota; Fungi; Ascomycota; Eurotiomycetes; Eurotiales; Aspergillaceae
Source: the annotation of a GenBank genome assembly